CCACCAAUCGAACAUGGUUUUCACAGGGUGGAAUUUCAACAGGGGAUGGGACGAUGUUUGAGUGUUUGUCAACAGGUACCAAAUGUCAAGAGUUGGUUUUGGGAGUGCCUGCAGUACUCAAAUUUCCAUGUGCGAUCAAAUGAUCGAUAGCUGUGAUCAAUGCUCAGAAAUUCCAAGACUCACGACCUCAGUUUCCGUGCCGUCCCCGCCUUUCUGCUGAGCCCUAACCUCGCAACUGUGUUGUUGUUUUGACAAUUUUUGGAGGGAUUCGAGGGACGUUGAGAAACUCCAGCAGUUUCUCCAGCAUCACGAUCGAUUUGGAAAUGUAACUCCUAUUCAGAUGUGUCACGAUGGUUCAGGGCACCACGGAGAGAUUUAAUCAGAUGGCUGAACGACCUGGAAAUAUAACAGGAGAAGACGAAGCUUGUAGUCCAUCUCUGAGCUCAGGAGUUGGUCGCAAUGCAGCAAACUGUGGGCAGAUGUUUGCCUUCAAGUCUGAAGAGUCGUCAUCAUUGGAUGAGGAUGAAGACAAAGAUGAUGACAAAGGCACCGAUGGUGUAGGCUGGCUUGCUUGCUUGUUGUGUGGAAAACCAAAUGACGACCUUCCCAAUCCUGUAAAUCAACCCAGUGGAGGAAACGAUAAGGAUGCGCCACAUCUUUGCGCAUCUUGUAGCCAACGAUUUGAGCUUAUCCAGAAUAGUACUGCCGGAGAGACUUUGACAAAUGGCCAUGUUGAUGACGGUGCGCCCAACAUCAGAGCCAUCGUCAAACUGGAGGAGACCGAGGAGGAGCUCAAGGUGCUUGGACAGCCCAAGCUGAGGUCUGCGUCGAAGGCCAGGGCGGCGUCCAAGGCGGCGGCGCGGUCGUGCGGCGCGGGGGACGCCGGAGGCAGAGGCGCCCCGCUGGAGGCGCUGGAGACGCUGGAGUGCGCCGAGUGCAACGUGACCUUCGAGGACGCCGCCUCGUUGGAGCGCCACGCCAUGACGCACAUGGCGGAGCACGCGGACGACAACGGGGACCGCGAGGACCACGAGGACGGCGCGCGCGAGGAGCGCUUCCUGCCGUUCAAGUGCGAGGUGUGCACGCGCGGUUUCAGCCGCAAGGACAAGCUCAAGCUGCACCUCAUGAUCCACAGCGGCGACAAGCCGCUCAAGUGCGACUCGUGCGGGAAGGCGUUCCUGCGCCGCGACCACCUCAAGAACCACAUGCGCACGCACACGCGGCCGCCCGCCGCGCCCAAGGCCGCCAAGCAGAAGCCGGCGGCCCCAGAGACCGGCAGGGCCGCGGAGGCGGAGGCCCGCCCGCCGGACGCCGACGCGGACCGCGGCCAGCAGAGCCAGGUGGACCGGCCCUACGGCUGCGACGUGUGCCACAAGAUGUUCUCCAGGAAGGACAACCUGGCCUCGCACAUGCGCACCCACACGGGCGAGAAGCCCUUCGCCUGCCAGCUCUGCGACAAGCACUUCGCGGAGAGGUGCGCGCUCAAGCGCCACAUGGUGGUGCACACCCAGGAGAAGCUGUACCUGUGCGGCGUGUGCGGGCGCUCGUUCGCGCGCAAGGGCCACCUCAGCGAGCACAUCUGGCUGCACGACGAGGUGAAGCCCUUCGCGUGCAACGUGUGCGGCAAGUCCUUCGCGCGCGACCGCAAGCUCAAGAGCCACAUGAUGACGCACAGCGGCGAGCGGCCCUACAAGUGCGACGUGUGCGACCGCGCCUUCGCGCGCAGGGACAACCUGCGCAGCCACCAGUCGCUGCACUUCGGCGUCAAGGCGCCCCCUCGGGGCCCGCGGCCCAACAGGCAGCGGCAGCAGUCCCGGCAGGCCUCGGACCCGCUCGACGCCGCCGCCUCUCCCGGGCAGGACUUCGUCCGAGACGUCGUCGACAUGCAGGACGACGGCUCCGCCUCUCCCAGGCUGGAAAUCGUCACCAUGCAGGACGCCGCCAUGCAGAGGGCUUCCAUGAAGAGCGCCACGAUGCAGAGCGCUACGUUGCACGGCGCUACGAUGCAGAGUGCUGCCAUGCAGAACGCCACCAUGCAGAGUGUUGCCAUGCAGAACGCCACCAUGCAGAGCUCUGCCAUGCAGAGUGUUGCCAUGCAGGACAUCGCCAUGCAGAACGCUGCGAUGCAGAGUGUUGCUAUGCAGAGUGCUGCCAUGCAUGACAUCGCCAUGCAGAGUGCUGCCAUGCAGAGCGCCUUGAUGCAGGGCCUGGCCGUGCCCCAACAGCUCCUCGAGCACCAGCUCAUGACCCCCAUGGACGUCGGCCACGUCGGGCACGGCGGCCACGGCCUGGCCAUGGUGCCGGUAGCUCGGCGAUGGCGCCCGCGGGCACGCACGGCGUGCUGGGCAUGGGCGGGAUGGCUAUGGUGCCUUCCUAGACCUCGUUUCCGGUUUGCCUUCUGAGGGAAGUGGUGGAGGUCCUCCCUCAGUGCCUGUCUCUCCCAGGCUGCGUGUGGGGUGGCUCGAACCCUGUACAAUCUUGACUUAACGUGCUGCCAGAGUACCUGGAAUCUUGAAUUAUUUCUAGUUUGAUGUUCUCCAGCUCUGGUUUGAUUGUGAUGUUUGAUUUAAUGUUUUUCGUUAUAGUUGUUGUUUUGAAAAAAAAAAGGUUUAUGUAUCGUUGGCAAGUGUCACAACUUAAUUAUGCUCAAAUGCCUGACUGGAAUGACUUUGUUGUCUUCAUUCCUCUUGUGGGGAGAUCCCCCUUUUCAACCUUACGUAGUGUCAGUGUCGGGCGCCAUUAUUAUUGUGAUGCAUAGAGACAUUGUCAACUAUGGUGUUGGUGCGAAGAAAUCCAGUGAAUGUCGGUUUUUGCUUUGUGAAAGAAGAACAGACUCACUAUAAGUCAUAUCAUUCUUUAAGUGUAAUUUUUGAAGGGAAUAAUUGUUUUCUUAUUAGUUUUCUUGUUUUAUAUCUCUGUUCCUUAAAUAUGGUUUUAAAUGACAAUGAAGACGUUUUGUUUUAAGGUACAAUUAUAAGAGGGCAGUUACCCAGAUCGUUUUUAUUUAACAUUCUGUAAUUGUUAUGUUUAGUUCUUUGUUGAGUCAAUGGGCAAUAACUUUUUGUUUGAUAUAUUGUAUGUUUGGUUGCAUGAUUCGUUAAGGCACAAUUGCGUUGUGGAGUUUAUUUUGUAUUGAGAAUGUUCCUUAUUGAGUUUAAUACGUGUUACUAUAUAGUAAUGAUAGUGAAUUGGAAUUCCAGAAUUGUAGAUCUCUAUUCCAGAACGAGGCCUUUCUAAGGCUACUUUCUCUGUUCAGUCCUAUAUGCUACUUCCUUGUUUCCUUAAAUUGUUAGGCACUGGGACCUAAUUUUGAGGCGAGUUAAUGCUCCGGCAUUUCUUUGCCAUAGUCAUAUUAAACAUGUGAUCUUCUCUCAA
Molecule: messenger RNA, 3375 nt
Organism: Thrips palmi
Lineage: Eukaryota; Metazoa; Arthropoda; Insecta; Thysanoptera; Thripidae
Product: zinc finger protein 436-like
Exons: 3
Coding region: 351-2402 (683 amino acids)
Biological process (GO): regulation of transcription by RNA polymerase II
Molecular function (GO): DNA-binding transcription factor activity; RNA polymerase II cis-regulatory region sequence-specific DNA binding
Source: RefSeq, a predicted model, not a curated record